AUGUCAAUAAUCUCUUUAGAUCUCGUUUCACAAAAACAAAAGAAACUAGAAAAAGAACAAUUUUUGUCUGAUGAACCAAUAAAACCUGAAGAAGUAGCUUAUUAUGCAGAAUGCAAACAAUAUUAUGAUAUCACAAAAAUGCCAUUGAUAUCUAUUUCUGAUGAAAUUUUUAAAAAUGAUAUUAAAUUAACGUCAUCAACACUAAAAUUUGCUAUUGAUGUAGAUUACAGUGAAUUUGUUUUACAAAAUUUUUUAAAUAAAAUUUGCAAUAUGUUGGAUAUCGAUAUAGAUGAUAUUGAUAUUAAAAAAAUACAAAAAGGCAGUGUUUCAAUAGAAAUGGAAAUUUUUAAGAAAAUCGAUUCUAAACUGCAAAAAAUUAAAAUUCUAUAUAAAUCACUGACGAAUAAAGUUCGAAAGAAAUUGGGUCAAUUAAAGAUCUUCUUUAUGUUUAUGGGUGACAUUACGUCAUUAAAUAAAAAACAACAAUUUCGUAAUGCAAUUAAACUACAUCCUGAAUGGAAUCUUACAUAUGCUAUAGGUCAUACAUACUGGAAAGGUGCUCUCAAUGAUGACAUAGAUCGUGGUAAUCAACCAUAUUAUUGUCCUGUUGGAUGGAAAAGAUAUGCUUUAUAUGUGACGGAUAAAUUCCGCGAGAAAUUUACAGGAUGGUGUAAAUGUUAUCAUGGUACAAAAUUUUCAUAUGGAUUAUCAAUAUUAUUAUGUGGACUCAAACCAGCAGAUCUUGCACAACAUGGCAGUGGCAUAUAUGCUACUCCUUCAAUUAUUUAUGCAUGCCAUCCAAGAUAUUCUGAAAUUAAACGCAUUGAAACACCAGAGCAAAAGAAUGUUUUUAAAUCUGGUGAAUAUAUACAAUUCGUCUUAGAGUGUCGUGUUCAUCCAACUAAUAUUAAAAAAAUAGCGGAGGAAACAUUAAAUGCUGGAGGCAGUACUAUUGAUUCUAAUAUUAGUAAUAAUGACAUUGAAUGGGUGAUAGAUGAUCAAACUAAAGAGAUAGUGGAUUUUAAUGAUCCAGAUGCUUCUAUUAUAUGUACAGGGUUAAUGAUACGUGUUACCGAUAAUCAUCCUGGUUUAUUAUCUGAAUCAGAUUGGUGGUUCAAAUCACAUUUAUGUAACAGGAAAACAUGUUGUUGUUUAGGUAUUGAUCUUGACGAGUUAAAAAGACAAAAAGAAACAACACAUACAUGUAAUAUUAUGUAUGAAUAA
Messenger RNA from Rotaria sp. Silwood2, 1224 nucleotides. Lineage: Eukaryota; Metazoa; Rotifera; Eurotatoria; Philodinida; Philodinidae. The record is from the annotation of a GenBank genome assembly.